GCCCCCACCCCCCCACCCCUCUCCCUUCUCGCCAACGGCGCGACGAGCGAAUCGCGUGAAUGAGAUGAGAUGGGACUGGGAGACGCCGGCGACGGAAGCGGAGGCGGAGGCGUUGCAGGAGCGCAUCUGGGACCUCCACGACAAGCUCAGCCACGCCAUCCUCGCCCUCUCCGCCUGCGCCGGCCUUCCGGCCUGCCGCUGCCGGGGCGCCCCCAACGGUCACGUAGUCGUCAAGGGGCAGCGGCCGCCGAAGGGGGGAGGGCACGUCGACCUUGCCGCGGCGGCGGCGGCCAUGGCGGACGCGCGGGGCCUGCACGCCAUCCGCGCCGCGCUCGAGGACCUCGAGGGCCACCUCCACUUCCUUCGUGAUGUUCAGUUACAACAGCGUGCCGAUCAAGAUGCCGCGAUUGCUAGGGUGCAGCAAAGUCGCAUUCUCCUUGCUGCAAGGUUGGCUGAACAUAGAGGAAAGGGGCAUGGUGUCAUUGAGGAAGCCUUGGGUUUCGUGGGUGAUGUGCGUGACAAGAGCCAAUUUGUCUCGCCGGAAGAUGUGUAUGGGACGCACAGCCAAUCAGGGGAAGAUGAGGAGGACCGCAGGGGGCAUGGUUCAAACAUGGUGGUGCGUGUGGUAUCCUGCAGUUUUGCUUUAGCCAAGAACAUUUUAAGAUUUGAGAGGAUGGGUAGCGUGCUGGGUAAUGCUACCGUGUUUGCAGUAAGUAUGCUCACAUUCUUGCAGCUUCAUCAAUUGGCCUCUGGUAAACAAACGCCAGCAGCCCAAUAUAGGAGAGCCGACAAUGGUUCUCUUUCUGGAGGGUCAAGAAAAGACAGUAAAGGAAAGCAUUUGGAAGUGUUAUUAGCUAGAGGUUGAGCAAUCAUCAGAUACAGGAAGCUUUGUUCUCCAUUGAGUUUUGGUCGGUUUUGUUAGGUCACUAGGCACUAGCCAUUGCAUUCUUUUGGAUGGGCUGGUCUACAGUCUACCUUCAUCGUUAGAAGCUGUACCACACAGGAUGUAAAUGGUUUGAGAUUAGCAAUAGAUGCACCGGAAGUAUCUGCAAGUCGGUUCCCUUUUCUUCAACUAACCACAACAAUUGUAUGGUACUAGGGCAACAUAUCUCGUUCUGGGGCUGCGACAUUUGAAUCUGUUUGUUUGGUUAUUACUGUACAACAUCUAUGGUGAUGAACUUGGAGAGGAUCCACAAGCCAAUGUUCCCUCACCAGUCACCAGUCACCAGCAGCUGGGGUUGCAAAUCAGGCUAGACAUUGUGAUGCUAUGCUUCAUUCGUUUGCCUCUACGACUAGUGUCAUGGCCCAAAGGCUCUUUGCUUGAUUGAUAACUUCACCCUGUGAUUUGUAUAUAACUGAGCCAAAGUACAAGCACGCAAAAGUACAAUGAGGUGCAUGUGGCAUAGCCUUCAAAGGGUUGAGUUGUGAA
Aegilops tauschii subsp. strangulata is the source of this 1429-nucleotide messenger RNA. Its product is annotated as plastid division protein PDV1. NCBI's taxonomy places the organism in Eukaryota, Viridiplantae, Streptophyta, Magnoliopsida, Poales, Poaceae. The record is from RefSeq and is a predicted model, not a curated record. Gene Ontology annotation, biological process: chloroplast fission.